Messenger RNA from Pan troglodytes (chimpanzee), 4931 nucleotides. RefSeq names its product putative coiled-coil domain-containing protein 144B. Lineage: Eukaryota; Metazoa; Chordata; Mammalia; Primates; Hominidae. The transcript is spliced from 4 exons. The record is from RefSeq and is a predicted model, not a curated record. Bases 66 to 1394 code for a protein of 442 amino acids.
ACUGUUUCUGUGAAGAAAGCAUGUAUACAAGUUAGUCAAAUUAUUGUGUUAUUUACAUCCUAAAAAUGAAAACUUCAUUUUCGGAUUUUUCAGAUUGGCAUCCUACUAAUUUGACCCUUAGUGAUGAGACUUGUCAGAGAUCCAAGAAUCUGAAAGUUGAUGAUAAAUGUCCAUCUGUAUCACCAUCAAUGCCUGAAAAUCAGUCAGCAACCAAAGAACUGGGACAGAUGAACUUAACAGAACGAGAAAAGAUGGACACUGGAGUUGUACUUCUCUCAGGGAAUGAUACUCUCCAUGACCUGUGCCAAUCACAGCUACCAGAAAACAAAGAGAGCAAAGAAGAACAAGACUCGGAGCUGACAUCAGAGGAAGAGCAAGAAAGACUUAAAGGGUGCGAAAAUAAGCAGCCACAGAAAACGUCUCAAGAACCAGAAAUGGCUAAGGAUUGUGAUAGAGAGGAUAUACCUAUAUAUCCAGUACUUCCUCAUGUGCAAAAAUCUGAGGAAAUGUGGAUUGAACAAGGCAAAUUAGAGUGGAAAAACCAAUUAAAACUCAUCAUAAAUGAGUUAAAGCAGAGGUUUGGUGAAAUUUACGAAAAAUACAAAAUUCCGGCUUGUCCUGAGGAAGAGCCACUACUUGAUAACUCUACAAGAGGAACAGAUGUAAAGGAUAUUCCCUUUAAUUUGACAAAUAACAUACCUGGUUGUGAGGAAGAAGAUGCAUCUGAAAUAUCUGUCUCAGUGGUAUUCGAGACAUUUCCUGAACAAAAAGAACCCAGUCUCAAAAAUAUCAUCCAUCCAUACUAUCAUCCGUACUCUGGGUCCCAGGAACAUGUUUGCCAGUCAUCUUCUAAGCUUCAUUUACAUGAAAAUAAAUUAGACUGCGACAAUGAUAACAAACCAGGCAUUGGACAUAUUUUUAGUACAGAUAAGAACUUUCAUAAUGAUGCAAGCACUAAGAAAGCAAGGAACCCAGAAGUGGUUACGGUUGAAAUGAAAGAAGACCAAGAGUUUGAUUUGCAAAUGACAAAAAAUAUGAACCAAAAUAGUGACAGUGGCAGUACAAAUAACUAUAAAAGCCUGAAACCUAAAUUAGAAAAUCUGAGUUCUUUACCACCAGAUUCUGACAGAACAUCAGAAGUAUAUCUACAUGAAGAAUUACAGCAAGACAUGCAAAAGUUUAAGAAUGAGGUCAACACAUUAGAAGAAGAGUUCCUGGCUUUGAAGAAAGAAGAUGUUCAACUUCAUAAAGAGGUUGAAGAAGAAAUGGAGAAGCACAGAAGUAAUAGCACAGAAUUAUCAGGAACCCUAACUGAUGGUACUACUGUUGGCAAUGAUGAUGAUGGACUAAAUCAGCAGAUUCCUAGGAAGGAAAAUGGAGAGCAUGACAGGUAAGCCUAUAGCAGCUUUUAACAGGAGACAAUUGGUCAAGCGUGGUGGCUCAUGCCUGUAAUCCAGCAAUUUGGGAGGCCAAGGCGGGUGAAUCACCUGAGGUCAGGAGUUCAAGACCAGCCUGACCAACAUGGAUAAACCCCAUCUCUACUAAAAAUACAAAAUUAGCCAGGUGUAGUGGUGCAUGCCUGUAAUCCCAGUUACUCAGGAGGCUGAGGCAAGAGAAUCAUUUGAACCUGGGAGGCGGGGGUUGUGGUGAGCUGUGAUCAUGCCAUUGCACUCGAGCCUGGGCAACAAGAGUAAAACUCCAUUUCAAAAAAAAAAGCAAAAACAUAAACAAAAACAAAAAACAGGAGACAAUUAUGUGCUAUGAAAUGAAUCCUAAUUUGGGCUAAUAUUCAUGCUGAACAGAUUUUAUACUUUUACUAGGAUAUUCAGCCUUCCUUGGUUAUCAGAAAAAUGCAAACUAACAAUGAGACACCAUGUUUUCCAAUCAUAUUGAUAUUUUAUUUAAAAAAUCGGAAGUAUUGGCAAAUGUGAAGAAAAAGGCGUUUUCAUACACUUGUUAAAUGAAAUUGAUGAAUCCUUUUUGUAGGGUAAUUUAGUAGCAUGUAUCAAAAUUUCAAAUAUGUCACUUCUUUAACCUAACAACUUCACUUUUGGGACAAGAUCCUACAGGAAAAUAUGACUUGUGUAAACACAUACACAUAUGUGUUAAGGACAUUUAUUACAUGUAGUAUGUAACAUACAAUAGGCUAAUAGGUUAGAUAUAUAUAAUGUUAAGUAUAUAUGAUAUAUUUAUGUUAAGGAUAUUUAUAUACGUUGCAUAUAUACUUAUGUAUAAGGAUAUUUAUUAUAGCAUUGUAAUAUCAAGAAGUUGGAGAUAGUCUAAAUCCUUAGCAAUAAGGAAAUAGUACAAUUGUCAUACCCAGAAAAUAAUGUAGCAUGCACUCAGUUUAAUAAAAGAAGUUGUUAGACCAGGAGUGUACUGAUUAUUUCACAAUUAAAGUCUAUUUAAAGCCUUUAGUUUGAUGACACAUCUUAAGCCAGUUUUGUUGGAAUUCUCAUAAUAUCUGCUGAGUUACAAAAGGAAGCUAGCUACAUGCUACAUUGACACUGUACCUUGUUAGCAACAGAAUUCUAGUUAUUAAAUUUUUGUUUUUUCCUGUCAAUGUGUGAGUGCUGAAAUACCAGAUCCUCAAAUUAAUCUGAAUAUUGCCAAGGGAUUUCACAUGGGGAUUCAUGUUCUGUGUCAGCUUUUCAAUAUACUGGGUAAAACUUACUAAAAUACAACAGAGGAUCUUAGCUCUACUGAACCAAGAAUUGGACAGCUGUUUUUGUAAAGAGCCAGUUAGUAAAUAUUUUAGGCCUUGUGAAUUAUAAAGGGCAUAAGCGUGGCUGCAUUUCAAGGAAAUUUCCUUAUGAAAACAGGCAGUGGGCUGGAUUUGCUCCACAAGCACCGAUUUGUUGAUCCUUGUGCUAAAACCAAGGUGCUGUUAUGCAGUGAAUCCUCUUUUUAAAGGUACCCUACAUGCAUGCCAUUAUCCUUUCUUUUAAAAGAUAAUGCAUUUCAGUAGGAAACACACCAUAUUUUUCAACAGUAGCUUCAUAUAAUUUAGACAAAUUUGAUUUACAAAAUAAGAUUAUUUUCUGCACUUGUCCCCUUUUAUUCAUGUUAUAGAAUUCCAUAUUUUGACUAUUACUUUGUAUAUUUGAUGAGUAUAAAAUAUUCUAGAGUUAGAUGAUUUUUAUCAAGCAAGAAAUACUUCUCCUGAAACUUUUAGUCUUCCUUGGUCUUUAUGUAUAAGCAUGAGCAAAAUGAUAAUCAGCUUAUAUAAUCUAGAAAUGUUCAAGAGGUCUUUUGGUUUUAUAAGUUAAUGAAUUUUUAUUUAAUACCUUCAUCUGCAUUUCAAAAAUGCCAUAUAGGUAUGAUUUUAAAAAACUUUUAAAGGGUAAAAAUAUAGUAUAUAGUUAUAUAAGAAUUGAAAAAUACAGCUAAACAAGAAGAAAAUUAGAUCAUCUACAGUCAUGCCCCUAGGUAUGCUGACCUUGAAAGAAUGGUAUAUACUCAUGGAUUCAGAUUUCUUGUCCAUUCACUCUUGAGCUGAUACCAGUAAUUUUCACUCCCACCACUCUUCCAAGAUUGUUGUUCUCAAGUUUACCAUUGAUUUGUAAAUCUAGACAUUGUUUCUUAGACCUCAUUUUAUUUAACCUGUCAGCAAUAUUGGACCCAAUGGAAAACUCUCUCCUCCAUAACAGUGUCUUCACUUGGCUUUCAGGAUCUCACUCACUCACCUGGCUUUUCUUCCUGCCUUUCCAGUCCAUCUGUCAUAGUCUGUUUUGCUUUCUUCUCAUAUCCCACCUUUUACACAUUGAUAUGUCCCAGGACUGAUAUGUCCCAGGACUCAGUCCUCAAUCUUCUUUCUCAUGACUUUUACUACUUUGUGUGUGCUAAUGAUUUCCAAAUGCGUGUCUCCAGCCUAGAUCUCUCUCCUUAAUUCCAGACUUCUAUACCAACCUGCCUACUUGACAUCUCUGUUUGAUUGGUCAUGAACUGUUGGGUAUCACAAACUUACCAGGUCCAAGAUUGGGGUACCGAUAUUCUUUCUCAUACCUACCCCUCACAUGGUCUUUCCUACUUGCAUUAAUGGCAACUCUUGCAGUUGCUCUGCUAGAAACUAAGGUGUCGUCAUUGACUCCCCUCUCUCUCUGACACCUCACAUCUAAUCUGUCAGCAGAUCUUGUCAGGAGUACCUGAAGAAUAUAUCCAGAAGCCAGUCAUAUCUUCCAUUUCCAAGCCACCACCAUCUGCUCUCUAGAUGCAUGUAAUAGACUGUUAAUUGGUCUGUUUUUUUUUAAAGAAACCUCUUUUCAUUAAUCCUUAACUCAGUGGCCAUACUUAAAACAUAAGUCAGAUGAUGUCAUUCUUCUGCUCAGAUCCAUCUGAUUGCCUCCCAUUUCACUCUGAGUAUGUGUCAGGGUUCCUCCUCAUACCUAGAAGGCAACACACAAUAUGCCCUGUUCUCUCUCUCACUUAAACUUCUGUUUCUUAUUCCCUUUGCUGUGCUUCAGCUACACUAAACUUCUUGCUCUUCGUUAUCUAUCACAGUUGCUUAAACACCCCAGGCACACCUCUGUACUGGGCAGUUCCCUGUGUCUGGGAUGCCUUUUCCUCAGAUAGCCUCCUGGCUUUCUUUUUCCAUUCCUUCAGUUCUUUACUUAAAAGCCCCUUUCUCAGUAAGGACUUUUCUGGCCAUCCUAGAAUUCCCACUAUCCCUCCUCUCAAACCUGUAAACAUUUCAUUUUCCUGCUUUAGUUUUUCUCCUUUAACACUGUAUAUUUUGCCUAAUCUAUCUAUGGUUAUUGUGUUUAUUUCACUCCCAUGAGUAGGAUGUUUGUGUGCCUAGAAAAGGGCCUAGCUUGCAAUAAGUAGCUACUCAAUAAAUAUUUAUUAAAUGAGCAACUGAAGUUUACCCUUUGGUGUAUUGUUUUAAACAUUAGAUUGAUUCUCAGGUAAAAAAAAAAAAAAAGAAAAAGAAA